AUGUCUUCUCUUAGCUCAUCUGAGACCACGGAGUCAACCAUCGUGGUGAUUGGUGCUGGGAUCAUCGGCUUGACCAGCGCCCUCGAGAUCCAGCAAUUAAUAGCAGAGUCUCCAUCCGCUGCAUCAACAUCCGUGCUUCUCGUCGCUAAGGAAUGGCCAACUUCAAUUCCGGGAGCUCCAAUCGCCCAUUCGGCUGACUAUGCUUCCAUGUGGGCUGGCGCUCAUGUCCGACCCAUCCCCGCAUCAACGCCCCAGCUUCGCCGUGAAGCGAAAUGGGUGAAAACAACUGUCGCUGAGCUGGAGAAGCAUCUCCAGAGUGAGCCCGGAGUUGGAAUCCGUCGUCUACCGGGAAUCGAGUACCUCGAGGAUCCGCCGGCGGAGUAUGUCAAGCAAGACGCGACAAGUUUCACUGCUGAGACUGGAUUGCCGGGAUAUCGCAAGUUCGAGAUUCAUGAGCUUCCGGAGGGCGUAAAGCUUGGAUUCGAGUAUGAGACAUAUUGCAUUAAUGCGCCGUUUUACAGCGCCAAUCUACUCCGGAAGUUCAUUGUUCAAGGUGGCAAGACUGUCCAGCGGGACCUGAAGAGUGAAUGGGAAGCCUUCAUUCUGGCGCCUGAUGUGAAGCUUGUAGUCAAUGCAAGCGGAAUGGGUUUUGGAGACGCAAAGUGCUUCCCUAUCAGAGGUCAAACGGUGUUGACAAAUCUCACUGCCGCCGACAAGACUAUCACAGCACAAAAGAAGGAUGGAACGUGGAGCUUCGUCAUCCCCAGGUCUUUCAAUGGCGGAACAGUCAUUGGCGGCACCAAAGAAAUGGGCAACUGGGAUCUCGAGCCAUCACAAGAGACGCGUAAUAAGCUACUAAAGGCAGCGGAGUCCAUCAUUCCCCAAGCAUGCAGCCAGGAACAAGACGUUGGCUCGCUGAAGGUGAUCAAGGAUGUCGUUGGGAGAAGACCAGCUCGUGAAGGAGGUAUGAGAGUAGAGACCGAAUCUAAGGAUACUACUUGGGGUGUCAAACAUGUUGUGCACGCUUAUGGAGCUGGGGGGCGUGGUUAUGAGCUUUCUUGGGGCGUGGCGAGUGAAGUCGCGGAGCUUGCGAAGGAGAAAUAUGUUGAGCCCAAGCAGGCGGGUAGCAAGGAAAUAGGGACUUGA
Fusarium graminearum PH-1 is the source of this 1146-nucleotide messenger RNA. RefSeq lists its product as uncharacterized. The coding region runs from base 1 to 1146 and encodes 381 amino acids. Gene Ontology annotation, molecular function: D-amino-acid oxidase activity; FAD binding. The transcript is spliced from 4 exons. The record is from RefSeq and is a predicted model, not a curated record. Lineage: Eukaryota; Fungi; Ascomycota; Sordariomycetes; Hypocreales; Nectriaceae.